CUUGUCAAAACCACACUCCCACUGCUCUCACUUGACGGACUGUUCUACUUGUAGAACGUAAUCGGUCACCAUAGGAACCGGGACCGAUUAGGUGUCAACCCUUUCGAAAUUCAUGAGUGCGCUUUUUCAGAUUUUAUGCAGCUACCAAAGCAUGUUACGGAGAGGGAUAAUAACAAUGGACUAGCUUGCUAGCUAGAUCUCAACAAAUGUAUGGAUCCUUAGACUUCACUUGUGCAUUGUUGUACAAUUUCAGGGCUAAACUUCCUCGCCUGAAGAACAUCAUAGGGUGUUAUUAGCCAACAUGGCUGAGGACAGCGAGUGGGUUGUGGAGAGCAUCGCUGGAUAUUUGUCAAGUCCCGAAUGGGUCAUACCAGUUACGGACUUCAUGGAAAGCAAAUGUACAGUUUUUGACGACGAAGAUGAGAAUAAAUUGACUUAUACAGAUAUCCAUCAGCAGUACAAGCAUUUGGUGGAGAAGUUGUUAGAAACCUACAUGGAAGAGGUUGGCAUCAAUGAGCAGCAGUUUUUGGAGGCAUGCUCCUCUCCAUUCGCCAAGUCCAAAACCUUACAGGCUGUAUUCCAUCCCGUCCUGGCCACAGAUGACUUCCAGAUGUUCAGGGCUCUCAUGGUACAGAGGAAUAUGGAGCUGCAGCUCCAGGCGCUGCGUGUCAUUAAAGAGAGAAAUGGCGCUCUACCUGAGUGUCUCACAGAUGGAGCAGAUGUGAUGAGUGAGCUGGAGAAGCAGGAGCUGAGGAUUCUUCAGGAGGUGCUCAAGAUGUCAAAGGAUGAAUAUGACCAAGAGAUGGCUCUGAGACUGCAGUCAGAGGAGGAGAUUGGCUCCACGUCCAGAAGCUGCUCUGAUAGGCCACUUCUAGAAGCAGCCAGCAUCCAGACGACCGCCUCCACUCAACAGACAAACACCACCAACAAGGUGAACAGUUCAUCUCAGAGGAAAGAGCCUGCUGUAGCUGGAGGUGGUGGGCAGAUAAGUCCAGCCAAGACCAGCACAUCUGCCCUUUCUAAGUUGCCAUCAGAGCGGCACAGUGCAGAGCCAAGGAUCCUGCCUGCAGUGAGGGUUCCAGUGAAGGGCACCGAGCCUCCGGCUGUCUCCAGGGAGAAGGGGAGCAGCAGCCAGGCUGCAGAGGGCUGGAUAGAGGAGGCACGUAAGGAGGCUGGCAUCUCCAAGCCAUUCACAGAGUUGUCAGCAGAGCAGCAAGAGCAACUCCAGCAAAGGGCACUGUACCUGAGGCAGCAGAGGGACAAGCUUCAGGCCAUGAAAAAAGAGCAGAGACCCAAACCAGCCACACCAGAAACCCCAGCACCCACUCCCAGCACACCGAUAAUAAUGCACACCUCGGCUGAUGACUGCAUAGCACCUGGGGUCAACUCUGGUCUUCCUAUAUCAUUGUUUUUAGACGAUGGUCCCAAAAUGAACGGGGGUGGUGCUAGUAUAAAUGAAGAGAGGGUCAAUGCACCCCAGCCUGUGAGCUCUCCUUUGGGGGGACAGGAGAAGCAGCCCAAGGAGAUCUCUGUCGAAGAAAAAAAGAAGUUGCAGAAAAGAAAACAUCUGGCAGAAAAACUGAAAGAGGAAGUCAUCAAAAAGUAAAACUGCAAUAUAUCCCCCCCAGAGUGUAACUGUAGUCCAACUGGACCAUCAAUUCAUUGGGAAGCUGAGAUGGACUGUGCUUGUGAAGGGGCAACAGGAAAUGUGCAUUUGUAAUGGAAUGUAGUAUUUCAAUGGUUAUUGAUAGUCUUAAAGGGAAUGACACAUUGGUUUCCUUACCGUAUAAGCAGUCUAUGGGCAAGGUGACAACAAUCCAUGCUUUGGUUUAGUUUCCCUGGCACUGAUUUGGAAAUUAUGCACAAACUAUUCUAAUAUUGGUCCUAUGACUUGAAUAUGAUUUGUUCCACAAAUGGUUAAAUGUUAGCAUGUGUUAAUUGCUGUCAUACCUGGUCCAUAGACUGCUUACAGGGUAAGGAAACAAAUUUAAUUUUGUAAUUUGGGUGAACUAUCCCUUUGUAUAAUAUGUGGUUUAAUAAAUAUAUUUUUAAAAAAAAUGUAAAUUCUGCCAGAGAUCUUGUGUAAUAAACCUACUGGGCUGCGACAGGUGGUUAGCAUGAAAAGAUGGAAUUAACUAUCCAUGCUUGUAGAUAAGAUGCUCUGAGGUAUACAUCCUGUUAAGUGUGAAUAGGCAUUAGGAAAUGAUCAGCACACAAAUAUACAAACUUUACUGUAUAUGAAAAAUGUAAGGGUUGUAGUAUUAACACAAUUCAGAAAAAUAAGCAGGUUGUUCACACUUGUAUUGCAGGUUCAAAUCAAUGUAUAUAAACCCUGGAUUGCUAAUGCUAUGUAUUGACCAUUGAGAACUUUGAAGCCUCUGGUCGGCCGUAUUGGCACUCCUCCAUAGAAUUUUGGUAUUUCAAUUAAAUACAUGUAAUCUU
Oncorhynchus mykiss (rainbow trout) is the source of this 2442-nucleotide messenger RNA. Its product is annotated as cilia- and flagella-associated protein 36. The record is from RefSeq and is a predicted model, not a curated record. NCBI's taxonomy places the organism in Eukaryota, Metazoa, Chordata, Actinopteri, Salmoniformes, Salmonidae. Gene Ontology annotation, cellular component: axoneme; ciliary base.